UGCAGAUCCAAGCACAAGGGUAGAAACCAUCCUGGACCAGGGAGGUCAUCCCCAUGCAUAACUAACUCCUGAAGCUUCAACUAAAGGGUUGAGAUCGCUUUUUUUUCUGCACAACAAAACAGUAGGCAAGGAAAAAUCGUAUCAGCAAAUCACAAUGUUAUCACAUUCUGCCAUGGUCAAAGAGAGGAAACAACAAGCAUCAGCCAUUAUGGAUGAAAUGCACAGAAAUGGUGUAGGCUAUGCAAUAUCAAGCAUUUGAGAAAAACAGAGGUACGUAUUUAUCCAUUGUAUUGCAGUCUCACCCAGCUUAGAUCUCGGAAAAAAGGUCAGCACCCCCAGAGAUAUCAUGGUAGAGGAACUAUCGACACUCAGCAACAGAGGUGCCAGACUCUUCAAGAGACGUCAGCGGAGAUCUGACAAAUACACAUAUGAAAACUAUCAUUAUGUAGCAAACAAGCCAAGAAAUCGUGGAGAGCCCAUACAGAGUGUUAAAAUGGAUGGCCUCAGCGUGGAAGGAAUUCCCCAGCAUGCCCCAAUGACACCUCCCAACACACCGGAUCCCCGGAGCCCACCGCAUCCUGACAACAUUGCCCCAGGGUAUUCUGGACCACUGAAAGAAAUUCCUCCUGAAAAGUUCAACACUACUUCCGUGCCAAAGUAUUAUCAGUCUCCCUGGAUAGAAGCCAUUAGGGAUGAUCCAGAGCUGCUGGAAGCUUUAUAUCCUAAACUUUUUAAACCUGAAGCAAAGCCAGAACUGCCUGACUACAGGAGCUUUAACAGAGUUGCCACUCCCUUUGGUGGUUUUGAGAGAGCAUCAAAGCUGGUUAAAUUCAAGGUACCAGACUUUAAUCUACUGAUGCUAAAUGAUCCCAGAUUCAUGAUCCUUGCAAAUCCUCUUGCUGCCAGAAGAUCCUUCAAUAGGACUCCUAAAGGAUGGACAUCUGAGAAUAUUCCUGUAGUGUUCAUUCAGCCUUCGAAUUCCGAUGCUGUUCCAGAAACAGAGGACCUGUGAGAGAAGCUGCACUCGACAUCGUACAAAAUGCUGAAGCUGCACAUCCAUGUAUUUUUGGUCCAAAGAUUACCAAAGGCUACUGACAACAUUUUUCCUUGGCAGCUGGAGUAGAAGUAAUAAUGUCUGAUACAUUGUCUCUUUUCUGGCACUUAGUUUCAUCUGUAGACAUAAUAAAGUAAUUUGGCAAA
Merops nubicus (carmine bee-eater) is the source of this 1200-nucleotide messenger RNA. It is a transcript of the gene MYOZ2, whose product is annotated as myozenin 2. Gene Ontology annotation, cellular component: Z disc; actin cytoskeleton. The transcript is spliced from 6 exons. Lineage: Eukaryota; Metazoa; Chordata; Aves; Coraciiformes; Meropidae. The record is from RefSeq and is a predicted model, not a curated record. Bases 347 to 1012 code for a protein of 221 amino acids. Gene Ontology annotation, molecular function: FATZ binding; telethonin binding; actin binding.